Hirsutella rhossiliensis is the source of this 888-nucleotide messenger RNA. Its product is annotated as SRR1 domain-containing protein. Lineage: Eukaryota; Fungi; Ascomycota; Sordariomycetes; Hypocreales; Ophiocordycipitaceae. The transcript has 3 exons. The coding region runs from base 1 to 888 and encodes 295 amino acids. The record is from RefSeq and is a predicted model, not a curated record.
AUGCCGUUACGCCCGCCGUCGCCCACAGCUGGCCGAGAGUCCGAGCACUGGACCUUUGUCACGCACAAAAAGACCAGCAAGACCUGCAAGAACCGCCGCGCCGCCACCCGACCCGGAGCCCUGUCCCGUCUACCGCAUCCACAUCCUCCUCCUCAUCAGCCGCUCCGCUCGCCACCGGCCAUCGCCGCCGAGUACCGCCGCAUCCGCUCCACCUGGGACUCCUCCUCGUCGCCCUGCUGCGCCGCCCUGCGGGUGCUCGCCGCCAAGUCAGCCGCUGCCGCCGCCCGCUGCGCCCCGGUCUCGCGCGCCGUGUGCCUCGGCAUCGGUUCCUUUGACCCCCCCGACGGCGGCUGGGAGGCCAGGCGCCGCACCUACCUCCAGCUCAUUGCCUUUCUAGUCAUGGUCGACGAGCUCGAAAAACACAUGGGCCGAACCAUCCCGUGCAUCUUCCAGGAACCCGUCUUCACCUCGGCGGACCGGGACUUCAUCGCCGGCCUGGGACACCACGUCGUCGACUCGCCCGAGGCAUGUGACCGCGUCACGCCAGACACCUUCCUCUUCGGCAUCCAUCUCUACCGCCCCAUCUACGCCAUGGCCCUGCGGAACCACUUGCCUGCUCUCUUCGUCGGCACGGGCUGGGACGUGUGGGAUCAGUUCUCGCUCUCGGAGUCACCCGACCUGCUCCACCUCGAAGAGAUGGAACGGACCUAUGCAAAGGCCGCCUUUCCUCAAGACUCGUCCAGCACCGCCUUUUCAAGCACGUCCGUCUACUGGCGUUCCGCUGCGUCCGCCCCCGCCCAGCCCGCAACGAGUCUAACAGACCAGACGAGCAAACACCACCAACACGACACCCUUCCACCCGAGACAAAGGCUGAGAGCGUCACUUGA